AUGGCUUCUUUCAAUGAGCUGGUGGCGAACGUGCCACAGCCAGUGCAGUGGGCUUUUGCUGGUAUCGGUGCGCUGUACGUGGGCACCAAGGUCCUCGGCUACCUGCAGUUCCUCCUGAGCGUCUUUGUGCUGAGCGGCACCAACUUGCGAAAGUAUGGCAAGAAGGGCACCUGGGCCGUCGUGACUGGCGCCUCGGACGGACUCGGCAAGGAGUUCGCUACCCAGCUCGCCGCCAAGGGCUUCAACCUCGUCCUCGUCUCCCGAACGCAAUCCAAGCUCCAGACGCUCGCACAGGAGCUCGAAUCCAAGUUCAGCGGCCUCCAGACCAAGAUCCUGGCCAUGGACUUCACCGCCGAUCGAGACGAGGACUACGAGGCGCUGGCCAAGCUAAUCCAGGGACUGGACGUCGGCAUCUUGAUCAACAACGUUGGACAGUCGCACAGCAUCCCGACGCCGUUCCUGCUCACCGAGAAGAAGGAGCUGCAGGACAUUGUCACCAUCAACUGCCUGGGCACGUUGAAGGUCACCCAGGUCGUCGCGCCCGGCAUGCAGUCUCGCAAGAGCGGUCUCAUCCUGACCAUGGGCUCCUUCGGUGGCUGGGCGCCCACGCCUUACCUUGCUACCUACUCGGGAUCCAAGGCCUUCCUCCAGCAGUGGUCCUCAGCCCUGGCUGCCGAGCUCAAGCCCAGCAACGUCGACGUCCAGCUCGUCCUCUCGUACCUCGUGACCACGGCCAUGUCCAAGGUGCGCCGCUCCAGCCUCCUGAUCCCCAACCCAAAGCAGUUCGUCCGCGCUGCGUUGGGCAAGGUCGGCACCGGGAGCUGGCAGUUCAUGCCGGACACCUACACGCCCUGGUGGAGCCAUGCUUUCAUGGGCUACGCAGCCGAGACCUUCCUUGGGACUGGCAGCAAGCUGCUGCGGUGGUACAACUUGACCAUGCACGUGGACAUCCGCAAGCGAGCCCAGCGAAAGGCUGCUCGUGAUGCCAAGAAGCAGUGA
Messenger RNA from Neoarthrinium moseri, 999 nucleotides. RefSeq lists its product as uncharacterized. Lineage: Eukaryota; Fungi; Ascomycota; Sordariomycetes; Amphisphaeriales; Apiosporaceae. Gene Ontology annotation, cellular component: endoplasmic reticulum. The transcript has 2 exons. Gene Ontology annotation, molecular function: ketoreductase activity. Gene Ontology annotation, biological process: fatty acid elongation. The record is from RefSeq and is a predicted model, not a curated record. Bases 1 to 999 code for a protein of 332 amino acids.